CGCCGCCUCGAUCAUAUCACUGGCGCUUUCCAUUCCCGUUGCAUUUCACUCCGAGAUCACGAACGCGUCGCACAUAAGCCAGGAGCAGCGGUACGAAUUGUGCGCGAUCCACAGCGAUAUGGAAUCGCUUUCGGCGCCUGACCGCGGUGUAAACGUGGACCGAGAAGAUGCGAGAACAUCGGAACCGGGUUCGUCUUCGUUAGGGUCGACGACAACCGAAGGCAAUCCUGAAAGCGGAACGAGUUCGUCGGUACCUGAACCGAGUGAGCAUCAGCAAGCAAUUUCAGUUCCUGCCGAUUUCCUGCCGAUAAAAAUGGAGAUAAAGAAAAUGGGGGUUGAGAUAUCGGACGAGAGGGCCGAGCAGUUGAAGAACGACGUGAGGAGACUGUCGCCGGAAGUUGUGAGCCUUAGGGAAAGAACCCUCGGUGAAAUAUCCCUGACACCAGAUUCCACCUUCUACGAGGUAGCGAGCGAUGCCAACGAUGAAGAGAUUUCAACCGAGCAAAAAGGCUCAGAAUCGACACCCAGUAGUGCCGAGAAGCACCUGAUCGCUGAAGAAGACCUUCGAGUCCAGCUUUCGAGGCACCAAGAAACGGAGCAUGAGUCGUCGUCGUGGUGGUCCCGAAAAGUGAAGUGCGAUUCGGAGGUUGUUAGUGGUGAGGAACUGGUGAUGAUCGCGAGAAACGAUGAGAAGGCUGAGAAUAGUGAAUCCGGGAGUGUUGGUGAAGUCGAGUACGGUGUUGGCAGGACUGAGCAAACGCCCUCGAGUCCGAGGGCUGUGAUUCAAAAACUCGUCGAGGGUGAGGAAAUAGUCUUUGCUGGUGCUGACGUCGCCUGCGUCCAGCUCCAGGCCUCGUCGAUGACGAAUGGUCUCGACUUUAUCGUAGCCUAUCCGGAAGCAAGUCCCUGCAGCUCGACCGAAAGCGCUGAGGACCCCCUUAGGGACGCUGAAACCGAGACGGACUCGGAUUGCAGCUCUGAGCCCGCCGCGAUCUGUGCCGCGACGGAGCCCGUUGAGUCGCUUCAAACUCGCGGCGACUCGACGGACAUAAUCGUCGACUGCGACAGGGUUCAGUCGGACAGACCGCAGACCUUCACUGAAGAUUCAGCCGAGAGUCUUGCCCUCGCCGCCGGUGCCGGGGACGAAGUUAGGUCAGAUGGAAGUGAUUCUGGACUCGGCGGCGAAAUUGCUGGCGAACCUGGACCAGCUCCUGCCCCAGAAAGUGACUCGGAAACUUCCUUUCUUGAUAGGAUACCCAACGAAAUACUCUCUAAUAAGGACAAAGCGUCCGAACAACUGGAGACCUUUGUACCGGUCAAAGGAGACGCGGAAAUGAUGACUGGGUCUGAGGUGCAGAGGCCCGACCUCUUGGCGAUCCCGAUACUCCCUGCACUUCAAAGUCCACCGAAAAGCAACCUGAAGAGGCGGUUGACGGACUGCAUGGAGGGUGAACCAGACGCGAAGAGGUUGAACCCUGACGAGUCGCAGAAAAAGAAGCGGAACAUCCAAUUCGACGCGGUGACGGUUUACUAUUUCCCGAGGGCGCAGGGUUUCACCUGCGUGCCGUCACAGGGAGGAAGCACGCUUGGCAUGAGCGCGGCCCACACUCAUGCUGAGAGGUUUUCGCUGACGGAACACGCGGCCGAACAGCGGCGGAUUCACCGUGCCAGGUUAGCUCAGUUGCGCUCAGAACGGGCUGCGAACAACGUUGUUGAAGCUGCUUCGAGCUCCGAAGAUCCCAGUGACGACACCGACGAGGAACCCAGUGACACUGAGGAACUCGACAUUGACAGCUACUACUUUCUCCUCCCUGUUCCCACCUGGCAGAGACGGGCCCUUCUCAGAGCUGCUGGGGUGCAAAAAAUCGACACUGUCGAAAAAGACGAGUGUCGUGACAUUCGGGCCAGUAGGAAACACUGCGGCUGUGGGUGCAAAGGCUAUUGUGACCCUGAAAGCUGCCCUUGCAGCAGGGCUCACGUUAAAUGUCAGGUGGAUCGUGCUGGUUUUCCUUGUGGCUGUUCGCGCGACGGCUGCGCGAACAGUUCGGGCAGGAUAGAGUUCAACCCAGUAAGAGUUCGGACGCACUUUAUUCACACACUGAUGCGUUUGGAACUGGAAAAGAAGCACCGAGACGAGGACUGCACUGACCUUCAUGACCUUGAUGCGCAGCGGGGUUUGCCAGUCGGCAUGGAUGGCGUCGAAGGUUCCUGCGCGGUGAAUGGAGGAGGGUUCACGACCUUGCACUACACGAACCCUCCACAGGAAGCCGGCUCCUGUCAGCAGCCCGAGAUACCGGGGACCAGGGAAGACAGUCUGGACUUGUACGCCAUUCGGGAUGACUGUUACCAGACAUGCAGUGAGGAUACCGUUGAUAGUGGAGCUCAAGGUCAGCCGCAGCAUCACCACCACCACCACCAUCAUCAUCACCAGAGAAAGCUUCUUCAUCCAACCGAGUUUGUGGGUCCACCGUUCCAGCAGUUUUCCAACGGCGGAGACGCGGCUCAUUCUGUUCAACAGUUCCAGCAGAACACCUACCAGGACUACCAGUCCUACCAAACGCUCCCGUCUACUUCCAGGGGACAGUUUCAUCAUCAAUUUCAAUCCGUCAGUCACACGCCUCAAGCGUUUUCUCACUAUGGCGGCUACGUCACGGAUCCCAUGGGUGCCGGUAACGUGGUGACAUCGAUGUCGGUUGCUUGUCACCAGCAGGCGCCAUCUAAUUACGAAACAAACUACGUCCAGCAGGACGAGGGCCCGCCGUCGCAUUAUACGAACCUGAACUCUGUUCAGCAGCCAACAAUGAGCUCAGUCCACCAUCAGCACCACCAUCAGCAUCACCAGCAGCUCGGGAAACUUGAACCUUUCUCGGAACUGCUGGCGGGUCGUUAUUCGUACUACGGCGAAGUGGAGUCGACAAGUCACCAGAUCUCGUACCCGACGGUGCAGCAGCCUGACAAAGCAAAUUCAGAGGAUGACAAAUCGCUCCAGCAUCAGCGGCCUGAAACCAGCCAGCCGCAAAUGACAGAACAGCAAAACAGCGGCGAGGAUUGCAGUGACGAGAACUUUGGUGAAAUUAUAAAAAAAUCCAUGGUUGAAACUGUCUCAGCGUAAGGUCAUGGAAACUGCUGGAUGAUACAAAGGAUCUUAGAUAUUUUUAUAGGUCGCGUCGCUUCGGAAACUUCGGCGUCUGUCAUGAGCAAACGGCCCGACAUGGAUUUUCUGGUAUCUGGUGACAAAAAGUUUCGGAACAAACAAAAUUGGCGUUACAAAAAUAGGAUUUCCAAAGUCAUACUUAAGAUCCUUGAUCCUGCACGAAUUUUAAUGAUCAUAGAUGUCAGGUAAACGAUUGCAAUUUUCAAUCCCUG
This is a messenger RNA of Neodiprion fabricii, 3366 nucleotides long. RefSeq lists its product as uncharacterized. The record is from RefSeq and is a predicted model, not a curated record. Gene Ontology annotation, molecular function: sequence-specific DNA binding; DNA-binding transcription factor activity, RNA polymerase II-specific. Gene Ontology annotation, biological process: regulation of transcription by RNA polymerase II. The transcript has 6 exons. Bases 119 to 3112 code for a protein of 997 amino acids. NCBI's taxonomy places the organism in Eukaryota, Metazoa, Arthropoda, Insecta, Hymenoptera, Diprionidae. Gene Ontology annotation, cellular component: nucleus.